This is a messenger RNA of Trichoplax adhaerens, 1068 nucleotides long. RefSeq lists its product as uncharacterized. Gene Ontology annotation, biological process: DNA repair; DNA-templated DNA replication. The transcript is spliced from 9 exons. NCBI's taxonomy places the organism in Eukaryota, Metazoa, Placozoa, Uniplacotomia, Trichoplacea, Trichoplacidae. The record is from RefSeq and is a predicted model, not a curated record. The coding region runs from base 1 to 1068 and encodes 355 amino acids. Gene Ontology annotation, cellular component: DNA replication factor C complex; nucleus. Gene Ontology annotation, molecular function: DNA clamp loader activity; DNA binding; ATP hydrolysis activity.
AUGAGUUUGUGGGUAGAUAAAUAUCGACCCACAUCGUUGUCCAAAUUGGAUUACCAUAAGGAUUUAGCAGAACAGUUGAAAAAUUUGAUUCAGAGUGGGGAUUUUCCUCAUUUACUAUUUUAUGGACCAUCUGGAGCUGGUAAGAAAACCAGAAUCAUGGCUAUGUUAAGGGAAUUGUAUGGUGCUGGGGUUGAAAAAUUGCGAGUAGAACAUCAGACAUUUGAGACACCGUCAAAGAAAAAGAUUGAAAUAACAACAGUAGCCAGCAAUUACCAUAUUGAGAUUAAUCCAAGCGAUGCGAAAAAUAACGAUAGAGUUGUCAUUCAAGGGAUGAUCAAAUCUGUUGCACAAACCCAACAGUUAGAUGCCAUUUCACAAAAGAAUUUUAAAGUUAUCGUGGUCAUGGAACUGGAUCGAUUGACGAAAGAUGCGCAGCAUGCCUUAAGACGAACUAUGGAAAAAUAUAUCUCAACGUGUCGAUUGAUACUAUGUUGCAACUCUACUAGUAGGGUAAUACCAGCAGUUCGAAGUCGUUGUCUAGGGAUACGCGUUGCUGCUCCAACUGCAGAUGAGGCACUAUUGCAUGGUGUCUGUAAGAAAGAAGGUUUAACAUUGAAUCAAGAAUUGGCCGUUCGCAUAGCGGAACAAUCGAAAAGAAAUUUACGAAGAGCACUGUUAAUGUGUGAAGCAUGUAAAGUUCAACAGUAUCCUUUUACACCAGAUCAGCCGGUAUCUGAAGCAGAAUGGGAAAUAUAUUUGCGUGAAACGGCGGCAGCAAUAGUAGAACAACAAAAUCCCAAAAGAUUAUUAGAGGUAAGAGCUAGACUUUACGAAUUACUCUGCCACUGCAUUCCACCAGACGUUAUUAUUAAGGGAUUAUUGUCUGAAUUAAUCGUGAACUCGGAUGGUCAAUUGAAGACUGAAAUCACAGCCUUAGCAGCGUUCUACGAACAUCGUAUCCAAAUGGGACGCAAAGCAAUAUUUCACUUAGAAGCUUUUGUUGCCAAAUUUAUGAGUAUCUACAAACGUUUCUUAGAUGAAGGGAUGGCCGCAAUGGAUUUUAUGUAA